AUCGCAACACAGGAGGAGCUUGGGAAGUCGGUGAGUUAUGUGUAGAGGAAAUAGAAUCUGCAAAUUCAGAACUUCUCCGAACAGCUUAAUACAAUGCCUUCAGGGAGAAUCUGUGGUCUGGCAGUGAAAGAUGUGCGCUUCCCCACAUCGCUCGAACAGCACGGCUCCGACGCCAUGCACACGGAUCCCGACUACUCUGCAGCCUACGUCAUCAUUGAGACGGACUCGGGAACCCGGGGCUUCGGCCUCACCUUCACCGUAGGGAAAGGGACGGAGAUCGUGGUGUGUGCUGUGCAGGCUCUGCGUCCAUUGGUGCUGGGGAAGACUCUUGAUGACAUCACCGCAGACUUCAGGAGCUUCUACCGUUUACUCACUAGUGACGGACAGAUGAGAUGGGUUGGACCAGAGAAGGGGGUGAUUCAUUUGGCCACGGCAGCAGUGCUGAAUGCCGUAUGGGACUUGUGGGCACGAGCCGAAGGAAAGCCGGUGUGGAAGCUACUUGUUGAUAUGACACCUGAGCAGCUGGUCUCAUGUAUCGACUUCAGAUACAUCAGUGAUGCCCUGACUGACCAGGAGGCAUUGGACAUACUUCGCAAGGGCCAGGAGAGUAAACAGCAAAGAGAGGAGCAGAUGAUGAUUGAGGGCUAUCCAGCUUAUACCACCUCUUGUGCCUGGCUGGGAUACCCUGACCAGCAGCUCACACAGCUCUGCUCCCAGGCCCUGGCUGAUGGUUGGACGGCGUUUAAAGUGAAGGUGGGGGCGGACCUUGAUGAUGAUAUUCGGCGCUGCCGUCUGAUUCGCCAGAUGAUCGGUCCUGAGAAGAUCCUGAUGAUUGACGCCAACCAACGCUGGGAUGUGGGCGAGGCUGUUGCCUGGGUAACGCGCCUGUCGGAGUUCCAGCCGCUGUGGAUCGAAGAGCCCACCUCUCCUGAUGACAUCCUCGGCCAUGCCCACAUCUCUAAGGCUCUUGCUCCGCUGGGUAUUGGAGUAGCUUCUGGAGAACAGUGUCAUAACAGGGUGAUGUUUAAGCAGUUUUUCUUGGGCAGGCCGAGAAGCAUGCUCAUGGCCAGCAAGUUUAAUGGUGAGUUUGUCCAGCCAUCAUGCUCAUGGCCAGCAAGUUUAAUGAGUGUAUGUUUGAUGAGGUGUCCUCAUGCAGGAGGUGUAGGCUUGUGUGAGCUGGUUCAGCAUCUCAUCCUCUUUGACUACAUAUGUGUGUCCGGCAGUCUGGAAAAAAGGAUGUGUGAAUAUGUGGACCAUCUCCAUGAACACUUCAAGAACCCCACCAUUAUCCACAACGCCCACUACAUGCCUCCUAUGGCUCCAGGGUUCUCCUCGGAGAUGGUGGAAUCCUCUGUGGAAAAACACACGUUUCCUCAGGGCGAGGUGUGGAGGACCGUCAAUCAGCUGUGACACACACACACACAACCUGAGAUUUGGAACACACUAGCAAAAAAUCACACUUUAAACAGAAAACUAACACUUGCUGCUAUCCUCACUACAAGAUCAUUCUAUGCUUAAGAGAGAUUAGUAAACUAUGGCUGAUUAAUGUUUGAUUCAUGAACUAAUAGCGAUUAAUGUUUUUUUAAUGUUUCUUUUUUUUUUAAAUGUUCCCACACAAGAAACAUCUGGGGCCUGUACUACGA
This is a messenger RNA of Alosa alosa (allis shad), 1643 nucleotides long. It is a transcript of the gene enosf1, whose product is annotated as enolase superfamily member 1. Gene Ontology annotation, biological process: carbohydrate catabolic process; amino acid catabolic process. The coding region runs from base 94 to 1410 and encodes 438 amino acids. Lineage: Eukaryota; Metazoa; Chordata; Actinopteri; Clupeiformes; Clupeidae. The transcript has 16 exons. The record is from RefSeq and is a predicted model, not a curated record. Gene Ontology annotation, molecular function: magnesium ion binding; hydro-lyase activity.